CCGGGUCAUCAGGUACUGGAUUGUCUGGCUCGACAGCGGCACUGGGUCACCAGGCAUCAGGCAGUGGGCACCGGGUCACCAGGCAUUGGGAUCGUCUGGCUCGACAGCGGGCAUCGGGUCACCAGGUAUGACAGCGGGCACUGGGUCACCAGGCAUCAGGUCAUUUGGCUCGCCAGCAGGCACCGCGUCAUCUGGCAAGGCAGUGGGCACCGAGUCACCAGGUACCGGAUCAUCUGGAUCAACAGCGGGCAUCGAGUCAACUGGCCUAAUAGGAUCAUCAGGCUGGAUCAGUUCAUCAUGCUGGGUAGAGGCAUCAGG
Messenger RNA from Staurois parvus, 318 nucleotides. The record is from the annotation of a GenBank genome assembly. NCBI's taxonomy places the organism in Eukaryota, Metazoa, Chordata, Amphibia, Anura, Ranidae.